Phymastichus coffea is the source of this 3869-nucleotide messenger RNA. RefSeq names its product calpain-B-like (gene Calpb). Gene Ontology annotation, molecular function: calcium ion binding; calcium-dependent cysteine-type endopeptidase activity. Bases 527 to 2866 code for a protein of 779 amino acids. The transcript has 14 exons. Gene Ontology annotation, biological process: proteolysis. NCBI's taxonomy places the organism in Eukaryota, Metazoa, Arthropoda, Insecta, Hymenoptera, Eulophidae. The record is from RefSeq and is a predicted model, not a curated record. Gene Ontology annotation, cellular component: cytoplasm.
AAAACACGCAGCAAGAGACGAUGAGAAGUGAGUGUUCGAGCCGGCGACCUUCGCGUGUGCUACUCGUGACGAAACAAUCGUACCGCCGCAUUAACCCAACAACAAAACGGAUGAGCUCACUGUUCGAUGGGUGAGCUCGAGCGCGUAGAACAGUGCACCUUUCGCUCCGAUUAGUUUGUUCGCGACGUCGAGCGAUUAUAAUCCGAAAAUAAAGUGCUAUUUACUAAUUACGUGAUUCGGCUUUCGUUACGUUCGCUCGCAGAUGUGCUUUUCCCGUACUCGCAGUGCAACAAGUAUCUCGUUGAACGCGUACUAUAAUUAUGCGCUAUAGUGGCGAGCGAUAAUUCGCGACUGUUUAUUUCGUUGACAAGAACAUCAGAGUAAAAACGCACGGAAUUGCUAAUUUCAGCGUAGCCAGAAAAUUAACGAGUUGUCUAAAAUAAAAAGAAGACACCACUUGACAAACGCGCAGCAGCCUAACGGUAAAUCAAACCCACGUUAAUUUGGUCUCACCCACGCGGAGAAAAUGGCCUUCAUGUGUCCUGAUCAAGUGGAUCCAGCCGAGCUGGAAGGCUACGGUCAUGCAACACAACCUGGUCUCGAUGUCUUCAUCAAAAAAGCUGUCGAAGUUAAACGCAUCCUACCGUCGCUUUUCAACAUCAAAGUGCUUGGUGACCGUGGAUCAGGAUUCAAGAGUAAAGGUCCAGUGCAAGAUUUCAACGAACUGAGACAACAAUGUCUUUCAGAGGGAAGGCUCUUUGAAGAUCCAGAAUUUCCUGCCAUAGAUUCUUCAUUAUUCUAUUCAAGAAGACCAGAUAGAUAUGUUGAAUGGAGACGUCCAAUGGAAAUAGCAGACAACCCUCAAUUAUUCAUAGAGGGUUACUCCAGAUUUGAUGUCCAACAGGGUGAACUUGGUGAUUGUUGGUUACUUGCUGCAAUAGCUAAUUUAACAUUACACCCAAACUUAUUCUUUCAAAUUGUACCUGAAGACCAGAGCUUUGAAGAGAAUUAUGCUGGUAUAUUUCACUUCAGGUUUUGGCAGUAUGGCAAAUGGGUCGAUGUAGUAAUCGACGAUAGACUGCCUACUUAUCAUGGCAAACUUCUUUACCUGAGCUCAGCUGAGCCAAACGAAUUUUGGAGUGCACUUUUAGAGAAAGCCUAUGCUAAACUUCAUGGCUCCUAUGAAGCUCUCAAGGGUGGCACAACAUGCGAAGCUAUGGAAGAUUUUACAGGUGGUGUCACUGAGAUGUACGAGAUGAACGAGACACCGCCAAAUCUUUUCAGUAUUCUACUCAAAGCUUACGAACGAAACUCUUUAAUGGGCUGCUCUAUUGAGCCAGAUCCAAACGUACUUGAAGCCGAAACGCCACAAGGCCUAAUCAGAGGACACGCUUACAGUAUCACACGAGUUAAAUAUGUAGACAUUCAAACACCUAACACAGUAGGAAAAAUUCCGCUGUUAAGAUUGAGAAAUCCCUGGGGUAACGAAGCUGAAUGGAAUGGUCCUUGGAGUGAUGGAUCCCCAGAAUGGCGAUUCAUUCCCGACCACGAGAAGGAAGAAUUGGGCUUGACUUUUGACGUUGAUGGAGAGUUUUGGAUGUCCUUCCAAGACUUCAAAAAGUAUUUUGAACGAGUGGAAAUUUGUAAUUUGAAUCCCGAUUCAUUGACGGAGGAUGAUCUCAGCCGUGGCAAGAAAAAAUGGGAAAUGAGUGUAUACGAAGGCGAAUGGGUUCGAGGAGUAACAGCUGGUGGUUGCCGUAAUUAUUUAGAAACCUUCUGGCAUAACCCACAGUACCGUGUUACCCUGGAAUAUCCAGACGAGGAUGAUGAUAAAUGCACUGUCAUUGUAGCGCUCAUGCAAAAAAAUAGACGAGCACAGAGACGAAUGGGCGCUGACUGUCUCACUAUUGGCUUUGCAAUUUAUCACUUAGAGGAUUCAGAAAGACUUCCAAAACCGUUAGAUAUUAAUUUCUUCAGAUAUAAUGCAUCAGUAGCUCGAUCACCAUCUUUCAUUAAUUUACGUGAAGUCAGUUGUCGGUUUAAACUACCGCCUGGAAUUUACUGUAUAGUUCCUAGUACUUUCGAUCCUAAUGAAGAGGGAGAAUUUUUACUUAGGAUCUUCUCUGAAAACAAAAAUAACAUGGAAGAAAAUGACGAUGAAGUAGGAAUGGGUGAUGUUGAUGAUAGGGUUCAACCACAACCCGUUGAUAAUAAUAACGAAGAGAAAGUGCGAGAGUUCUUUAAAAAACUCGCAGGUGAUGAUAUGGAAGUUGAUUGGAUGGAAUUGAAAGAAAUAUUGGAUUAUGCCAUGCGCAAAGAAUUGCCGCCGGCACGUCGUAGCGAGGCUGCUAGUAACCCUGAUAGCCCGCAAGAAGAGACCUCCCUCAUCGACACACUUAUCUCCCUGCUCUGUGGUAUUAUUUGUAAGGAUGAACAGGCCAAUAAGACUGACCUAGAAAUGAACAAUCAAGGAUUCAGCAAAGACGUGUGUCGAAGUAUGGUUGCAAUGCUCGACACUGAUCACUCUGGUAAAUUAGGCUUCGAGGAAUUUAAGGCACUUUGGAACGACAUUCGUAGCUGGAGGUCUGUUUUCCGGCUUUACGAUAGAGACGGCACUGGUUACCUGAGCGCAUUUGAGCUAAGACAGGCAUUGAAUAGCGCCGGUUAUCGAUUAAACAAUCACGUAUUAAAUAUACUCGUACAUAGGUACGGUACUAAAGAGGGGAUGAUCGCGUUUGAUGAUUUCAUUAUGUGCGCCGUCAGACUAAAGACAAUGAUCGAUAUCUUCCGAGAAAGAGAUCCAGGACAUACGCAAACGGCAACAUUUACAUUAGAAGAGUGGGUUGAGAAAACGUUAUACUCGUAAAUCGUUGUAGUAAAAAACCAUAAAAUGGCGAAAGAUAUUACGUUGUCGAAAAGAGAUGAUUGCCAACUUACUGUGUGAUAAAAAUAUCGAUGAAUCUCCAAAAAUUAAACAUUCGAUGGCUUCUAUACUUACAUAUUAUACCGAUUUACGAUGAAUUUCACUCAAAAAGUUAGAUAUAUAUUAGAUGAAGAUUUUUUAAAGUAUAUACGACAGAUUUUAUAUUUUUGACAGUUUUUGAAGAGUUGGAACUAUGGAAAUAGUUUAAUCUGGUGCGUAAAAAAGCUGCUAUUGCGAAUGACUGAUUUUUACUAUAUAUUUAUAUGUUAUAAGUCUUACGUUGACUACUGAUUUUCUUUUCUUUUUUAACAAAGUAUUUGGUACACUCUUCAAAGAAACUUAAAUUGUAUUAUGUAGAGUAUAAUUUAAUUUAUCUUUAUAUUUAUACUAAUAUAAAAUGUAAUUUUUAACGUUAAUGUUACUUAAAAAGCAUUAAAGUGUUGCAUUUCUUCAGAAACUACGUGUUAUUGCUAAUAUUUACUCUAUUUCUUUCCUUAUCAAGAAUUCACAUCAUCCUUAGAAAUACCAAAUAAAGUUUUUUCAAAAUGUCAAAUUAAUUGAAACAUACAAGUGAAAUAUUAUUUAUGAAUGUAAAUGUUAUUAAAAGCUUCAAUAUAGCAAUAAUUGAUUCGAAAUUCGAAAUUAUAAAUCAAUUUAUAUGAAUAAACUAGCACUCAUCCAAUAACAUGACUGUCGAUUGGUUGAUUCAGUCAUUGUACAUGUAUACAAACGAGAGUAUAUACAUCAACAGUUGUCGAGACAGUGCGCGUUCUGUCGAGCUGACAUGCGAUUCAGCUACGCCGCCGAUUUUUCUGCCAAGCAUAUCGCAAGAGUGAAGAGUGCACGAACAUGUCGGACGAAAUAGCUUUCAUCAAUUUCCCGUUGCAGAAAAUUAUAAAGUGCGAGCACUGUCAUGAGCCGAAAAUAGCGAUAUUUAGUGCUGAAU